This is a messenger RNA of Pelobates cultripes (western spadefoot toad), 267 nucleotides long. The record is from the annotation of a GenBank genome assembly. NCBI's taxonomy places the organism in Eukaryota, Metazoa, Chordata, Amphibia, Anura, Pelobatidae.
AUGGAGCCGAGCAGGCAAACAGAUAUGGAUUCCAUCUCCCCAAACACUCCAUUGCCAUAUCCGGUCAUAUCCGAGGAGAUGAAGCUCCUUUUGGCAGACUUUACAGCUCCAAUUACCAACAAUGUGAGUGACCAACCACAGACACUUUCGGGAGAACUCCUGAAGGAGAUACUAGAAAUAGACAAAAGGUCAGGCCACAUCAAAAACAAAAUGGAUGAAUUUGACACUUUUCACAACUUCAUGGCAGACCGUGCCCAAGAACUGUAA